AUGGAGCCCGCCGCCGUAGGGCCUACCACCUCGCGCUUUCGAGAAACCUCGGUUGCCGCUCGCCCAUCGCAGUCCGAUGAAGCCAACGCUCCCCGCAUCGCACACACGCUGACAGCUUGCAUACGGUGCAAACAGAGGAAAUCCCGAUGUGAUCCAGGCAUUCCCCGAUGCGAGCCAUGUAAGAGAAGCAAUUCAAAAUGCGAAUACUAUGACCACGCCAAAGAAACCACCGUAUCGCGUGCAUAUAUUCUAGAACUACGAGAGAAAAUCAGAAAGCUCGCUCGCGAGCUCGAGGAGCUUGAAGAUGAAGCCGACAGGGCCCCCGACGCAGAGGCAAUGGCGCGCGGAGCUGGGCUUAUCAAAUUCAAGGAGACAGAUGAAUCUAGGUUUUUGGGGCCGUCGAGCGGCAUUGCCAUUACCCGGUUCGUGAUGGAUAUGGCAAAGCAGAAUACUGGCUCCAAAUCCAUAAAGGAGGUGGUGAAUGAGAAUACCGCGCAACAGAUAAAGUCGGUCUUUGACAUCGAAAGCCAAAAGCCAACUUCAAAGGUUUAUCCUAUGAUCAGUUCCGUUGCUGAGCCGAACCUGCCUCCUCGUGAACUCACGAAUAAACUUAUUGAUAUCUUUAUAGCGAGGGCUCAAUAUAUGGUUCCCAUACUGCAUGAACCAACUUUCCGCUCUGAUGUCGAUAUUGUUUUUAAUGGAUCUCAAGACCCAUGCCGGAACUUUCAAUUGCGCCUCGUCAUCGCCAUUAGCAUGCAGAGAGUCAGCACGCAGUAUGCUGGGUUGGCUGACAGUUAUUACCUAGCCGCACUCCCGUAUUUUGACGGAUGUUUGGCCAAGAUGGACAUUUCUACAUUGCAAUGUUGUGCCCUCAUGGCCUUAUAUUCUCUUCUCACGCCAACAAGAACAGCGGCAUAUUGGGUGGUUGGGAUCGCAGCCAAGUUAUGUCAAGACCUCGGCAUAUCCGAUGAAGAGACCAUCACCAGAGGCUCAAAUGGAGAACAACUUAACUGUCUUGAAAUAGACAUGCGAAGGAGGUUGUUUUGGAUUAUAACGUCUAUGGAAUACGGCCUUGCUCAUAGUCUUGGCCGCCCGAACUCGUUCUGCGUGAGCCAUGACCAUAUCAAUGUCAACUUCUUCCAAAUCUGUGACGACCGCUAUAUUACACCAGGCGGCAUAUUACCCGGAGCGCAACCAAUAAUGAAAAAAUGCAUUGCGAUUCAUUUCUUUAAAAUGAGACUCCUGCAAGCCGAAAUUCGACGCAAGCUGUACCUUUGCAAACGACCAGCCCCAUUAGACGAUAGAGACCCAUGGUUCACACAGAUGACAGAGAAGAUGGACCGAUGGGUUGAAUCCUGCCCUAAAAAUGAUGAAGGUAGUGGCUUUAGCCAGAUGUGGUUCCAAGGCAGACGCAACACGAUGAUCGUGUUCAUGUACCGCCCAUCUCCACAGAUUCCGGAGCCGUCACUCUAUGCCGCUCAAAAAUGCUACGACGCUUCGGUCUUUAACGUCAAGAUACAGCGUGAACAGGUUGCCACCGGAUCGAUCGAUCUGACAUGGAUAUUCACACAAUCGGUAUUCAUGGCACUAAACACAAUUUUAUGGUCACUUUCCUACCCUGAAAUCCGAAGGGAACACCCCGUCGAAGAUGUAAUAGGCGAGAUCCGCCUUGCGAUGGAAAUUCUUGCCAUUAGUUCCGAACGUUGGCCAGGAGUUGAAUCUGCCCUUGAGCUCUACAAAAGUCUUAUCUCAGGCUGCCUCAAAGCCUAUGCAACGGAUGAAUCCUACGUGGUCCAUUCACCGCCAUCCAAUCGUCCUUCUCCAGCCCCUAGCUCUGAUUUUGCAACACCCCCUCCCAUGGUCCAUUCACCCAACACAGCAGCUACCGUCCCAUCUCCUAUAUCUCAACCCAGGGCCACACCAAACCGACUUAGCUCAAGCCCAUAUGAACCUGCACAUUCUCGCGCGUCUUUUGAAACGGCAAGGCUCCACCCUGGGCAGAUAAAGCUCGAAUCCACAACUCCUCCGCCGCCUUCUCAUGCAACAAUAUCAACAAUACCCUACGAGCUUGCCCCACCACAGCAAGUCACAUACACGAACGGGAACGGAUCGAGCAUCGAUCCCAACUCUAGCAGCCCGGCUCUGCCAUUCUCAUCUCCUGUGAUUAAUUCACUCGCACGAUGUGACCUUAGCCCUACCCCAACAAACAACUUUGACCCAAGUUCAUUUCACAAUAAUUUUCCUUCAAUUGUGCCUGGACUGCACCAUUGGGAUCCUAAUUACACUACAGCGUCCACAACGGCCAGUUAUCUUACCUACCCUGGUGCACCAAUCGACCCCAUGUCGUGGGUAGGCACUAUUGGCGACCAAUACUCCCAAUUCUUCAACCAGCCAUACCAAUCUAGUAUUUUCAGAGAUCGAAGACUGAGCUAUGAGGAACAUGCAGAGCUGAUGGAUACCCUUGGCCAUGAUCUACCGGAUAUUUCACAACUGGUCGAAGAAACAGCUACAUUUUACACUCCCAGCAUGGUACCUUAA
This is a messenger RNA of Nannizzia gypsea CBS 118893, 2538 nucleotides long. Its product is annotated as fungal specific transcription factor domain-containing protein. The record is from RefSeq and is a predicted model, not a curated record. Gene Ontology annotation, molecular function: sequence-specific DNA binding; DNA-binding transcription factor activity, RNA polymerase II-specific; zinc ion binding. Bases 1 to 2538 code for a protein of 845 amino acids. Gene Ontology annotation, biological process: positive regulation of transcription by RNA polymerase II; DNA-templated transcription. NCBI's taxonomy places the organism in Eukaryota, Fungi, Ascomycota, Eurotiomycetes, Onygenales, Arthrodermataceae. The transcript is spliced from 4 exons.